Closterium sp. NIES-67 is the source of this 1849-nucleotide messenger RNA. NCBI's taxonomy places the organism in Eukaryota, Viridiplantae, Streptophyta, Zygnematophyceae, Desmidiales, Closteriaceae. The record is from the annotation of a GenBank genome assembly.
GAUUACCUUUUGACGAAGGGUUUUAUCCGGCCCAGCACGUCCCCAUAUGCCGCCCCGAUACUGUUCACACCAAAAAAAGAUGGAGGAUUCCGCAUGUGCAUCGACUACCGCGCGCUCAACCGGAUCACAAUCAAAUCGCGUUACCCGAUCCCGCGAGCUGACGAACUACUUGACCAACUACGCGGAGCCCAGUUCUUCUCGAAAAUCGACUUGCGAGGGGGUGACCAUCAAAUUCGCGUCGCCGCCGAAGAUUGUCACAAAACUGCCUUUCGCACCCGCUACGGCAGCUAUGAGUACCUGGUGAUGCCUUUCGGCCUCACGAACGCGCCCUCGACUUUUCAGAUGACCAUGAACGGCAUUUUUAGGGAACGUUUGAAUAAAUGCAUUAUUAUCUACCUAGACGAUAUACUAAUCUACAGCCGCUGCCGGGAGCACCACUUACAGGAUCUUGAUCCAGUCUUCAUGCUGGUGCACAAGAAUCGCCACAUGACGAAAGGGUCUAAGUGCGACUUUCUUAAGCAAGAGUUGGAGUUUUUGGGCCACGUCGUUUCUACCGAAGGAGUGAAAAUCGACCCCAAGAAAAUCAAGACCAUCCAGGAGUGGAAGCCGCCAACCAACCUAAAGGAGCUGCAGAGUUUUUUGGGUUUCGUCAACUACGUCCGCCGCUUUAUACCCAAUAUGGCUGGGUUAUCUGCCCCGCUAACCGACCGACUGAAGGAUCACGAUUGUUUUUGGUGGGGAGAGAGGCAGCAACCUGCAUUCGACCAACUGAAAAUCGCUCUCACGUUGCCGCCCGUCCUUCGCAUCUCCGAUCCUGACCGUCCAUACGAAGUCGUCACCAACGCCAGCGACAUCGCCAUCGGUGCAGUUCUCCUACAAGAUUUCGGCGACGGGUUACAGCCAGUCGCCUACGAAUCACGGAAGCUGCAGGGCACGGAGAAAAACUAUACAGUACAUAACAAGGAAAUGCUGGCGAUCGUCCAUGCGUUUAAAACCUGGCGGUGCUACCUGACAAGCGCUGACGUCACGGUGCGAACCGACCACAAAUCCUUACAGUACCUGCGAGCCCAGCCGAAUCUCAACCUGCAACAGAUCCGAUGGCUCGAUUUCCUCGAGUCAAAUUUCCAUUACACCAUCACCUACAAACGGGGCGCCAACAAUAUUGCCGAUGCCCUGACUCGACCCACUGCCCAUACCGCCGCCAUACUAGUCGUCCAGACCAGCCCCCUACUUACCGGACUAUUUACCCACGGCUACAAAAUUGACCCUUUCUUCCGCUCUGCUAUCCAUCAACAGCAUACCACUGCCACUGGACACUAUUUUAAUAAGCGCGAUACUUCUCGCAUCUGGGUACCCGGCUACGAUUUACUUCGUACCCUGCUAAUACAGGAAUCCCAUGACAACCCUACCUCCGAGCAUUUCGGAGUCGACAAAACUCUGAAGACGUUGCAGCGCAACUAUUAUUGGCCGAAUAUGGCCGACGACGUGCGCAAGUACGUGUCCUCCUGCACCGCCUGCCAGAUCAUGAAAUCCUCCCGUCAGCGAGCAGCUGGACUCCUACAGCCGUUGGAUCCGCUCGAGCGACCCUGUCACCAUAUCACGAUGGACUACGUGACGGGAUUGCCAGCCGGUCCUAGCGGAAACGACGCCAUCCUCGUGGUUGUCGACCGUCUCACAAAAAUGGCGCACUUCAUCGCCUGCCAACAAAUGAUUACAGUUGAGCAAACUGCCCAACUGUUCAUCGCCAACGUCAUUCGACUGCACGGACUGCCUACCGCAAUUAUUUCCGACCGAGACCCGAAAUUCACAUCGAAUUUCUGACGCCACCUGUGGGACCAGUUCGGCACCA